Molecule: messenger RNA, 1761 nt
Organism: Lachancea thermotolerans CBS 6340
Lineage: Eukaryota; Fungi; Ascomycota; Saccharomycetes; Saccharomycetales; Saccharomycetaceae
Product: KLTH0F07348p
Exons: 1
Coding region: 1-1761 (586 amino acids)
Source: RefSeq, a predicted model, not a curated record
AUGAUGAAGUAUGCCAAGGUCCAUUUAGAACCACCGCCAGUCAGUGCCGAGGCAGCGGCCGAGCAUUCCAGGGAGUUUAGCGACAGCUAUUUGGAGCGGCGUCUGAGGACCCGGCAUUCCAGUAAGAAAAGCGAUUCCCUAUUUACUCGAAGGGCCCUUGACUAUGACGGGAUCAAGGAUUCCCUCUUGCUUUACGACGAUCAGCAUUCUGACCCGAGGGACACUAGAGCGGUCAAAGUUCCGAGGCGACACAUGAGCGGAGCCAAGGAUUGUUUUGAAUGCGAUUCAGAAAACCCCGGUUGUGAAGUUAACUUCAAUAGAGGGAAGCAGCCAUGGUACUAUAAUAACAGCGAAGAUUCCAGGAGCAUUGCCGCGGAUAAUCUCGAAAGGCCUAAUACUAUUAAUUCGGUCAGAAUCAAACAGGUUAUCGAAAACGCCACUCACUCUAUCAAGAAUACACAGCAGGCGUGUCUGGGGAUUCGCGAACGAUUAGGUAAGUAUCAGUUCACGGGGCAGACUCCAAUGCCGGGCGCUUACACUACAGAUCAUGAAGAACAAGCGGACACCGAGCACAGCCCUAAGACAGGCCUCAGCCGGAUGACACCGGAACCAGCGGUACGGCAGGUGUCUGAGCCAAUCGAGUACCUACCAAAAGCGAUCAUAGUGCCGUUGUUGGCGAAGGCAGCUUUCUUUUUGUUAGCGCAAUGUGCGACGUCCGAAGACAUUGGUUACUCAUUUACCGGAACGUGUCAAUUGUUAAUCAGCCCGGAAAGCACAACCCUCACGCUUCCUCAACUAGACGCCCUUGUUCUACAGCUUGCCGGAAUCUGGCUAGCUACACAUUCAAUACCAGCUUUAACCAAAGCGCCGUGGAGGUUCUACCAAGUAGCGGCUCAAUACUGGAAUUCUUGCUUGAUUGGGCAGGACGUUCCUGACUUGCGCCGUGACGGCGAGUUCCGCGAACUCCUGGAACUUUGCGAGAGGCACGAAAGACUUAGCCGCCGCCUACGCCGUACGAGCUUGGUUGUUCUUUUGGUCUCACCAGUCGUCUUAACACUAGGACUACUGUUGAUCCAUAAACUCGCCUUUUUCUGGGUGACCUCGAACUCGACUGAAACUGCACACCGGCCGGUUUACUCUUCAUUGAUGGCAGUGGCAUUUUCUCCGGCUCAAUUUGUAAUCCUGAUUUGUUGCCUGUGGUCUCAGUUCUUCCAGGACGCCUUCCAACACUUGGAGCUAUAUGUUUUAGCCAAACAUGAGAGCUUCGUACAGGAUACUGAGUUCAUUGCCGACCAACUCGAUCGAACAUGUCCCUCGGACACCGCAGGAAUGGACGCUGGCACCAAACAGUCUCCGCUUUGCAACAGUCCCCCCAGGGCAGCUGUGAAGCUGGAAGCGAUCGAGAGGUCAAGCGCUACUCACCCUGAAGGAACGCUCGAGCCGCAUGCUCCCCUAGGGCCAUACGCUCUCGCAGCCUACGAGAGCCCUCUCCAGCAUAAAGAGAUCGCCGAACCCUCAUUCUCCGCCAUUCGACCUGUUUCACCUGCUGCUGUUGUGGCCCCUCCAGAACCAUUGGCUGCUACAUCUGAACCGAGUAAAGCGCAGCGGGUACUACGUUUGCCCUUCUACGUUCUAUCUUUGUACCUCAAGGUGCUACGACUCGUUUUCAAGAUCGCCAUAUAUGCUAUGCUGCUGUCAAUAUCGCUUAUAAUUGGACCUCAGAAUCGAAGAGAGCUAAGUCGACCUGAGAAGACAGUUUGA